AUGCAGAAUGACGAUGGAUAUCUCGUUAUUCCCGGAGACGAGCCACCUGAUGAUUUACUCGCUGCUGUGGAAGCUGAGAUAUCGUCACCCCCUAGGAGAUGUGGACCGAAUGGGCAGCAGCUUAUGAAGUUCGGCGUGAAGCUUCCUCAUGAAGCAUGGUUCCAGGAAUACCUCGGAUGCUCGUCCUCCGACGCCAAAAAGGUCGGCGAGACAAGAGUCAGGUUGUUCAAUAACAAUCGACCAGGGCGAUUUGUUCCCGGUCCUCCUGGGACUGUGCUUAUAUACAGAGCAGCGACUCGACAUGGUCUCAGCCCUGAAACGGGAUUCUUUAGAAUUGUACCCAGGUCGCAUCGAAUGACAGCCGCCGAAAUAAAACGGGCCAAAUCCAUAUCGAUCACCCUGAGCGCCAGAGAUACGCUGUACAUGCCGGCCAAUACAACUAUCGAAUAUAUUAUAUCUGGAGAGAGUGUGGCACUUUGUGAGGCUCUAUCUUCCUCACUCGACAAUAACACCGAAAUGGAGAUUUGA
Molecule: messenger RNA, 528 nt
Organism: Aspergillus steynii IBT 23096
Lineage: Eukaryota; Fungi; Ascomycota; Eurotiomycetes; Eurotiales; Aspergillaceae
Exons: 2
Coding region: 1-528 (175 amino acids)
Source: RefSeq, a predicted model, not a curated record